Cladophialophora yegresii CBS 114405 is the source of this 5958-nucleotide messenger RNA. Its product is annotated as AGC protein kinase. Gene Ontology annotation, cellular component: nucleus; cytoplasm. The coding region runs from base 1 to 5958 and encodes 1985 amino acids. Lineage: Eukaryota; Fungi; Ascomycota; Eurotiomycetes; Chaetothyriales; Herpotrichiellaceae. Gene Ontology annotation, biological process: phosphorelay signal transduction system; peptidyl-serine phosphorylation. Gene Ontology annotation, molecular function: ATP binding; protein serine/threonine kinase activity. The record is from RefSeq and is a predicted model, not a curated record. The transcript has a single exon.
AUGGCAGAGGAUGGUUCUGCACAACAGUAUCUCGAGCCUCCGGCCAUUACGGCCAUCAAGAAUGAUGCCGGCUACGGAGGAGAGGCCACGCGGCACGCCAUGGAGAGGUCUUUCAGUCAGGAUAUCCAGGAGGGAACCCAAGAACUAAAGGAGGCGGCUGAACAAACACGGAAUAUCAUCCUCGACCUCAGUCUCGAUGGCCAGAUACGAUGGGUUAGUCCCUCGUGGAUCGACGUCGUCGGCACCGAUCUGGCCCACGUUCAAGGACACAAGAUCUCCGAGUUUAUUAGCGAUAACCCUGAGGUUUUCAGUGCGGCCAUCGAGGCUUUGAAGGCCAACGACUCCAAGAGUCAGAAUGUCAAGUUUGAGGUCAAGGUUGGGCCUCAUUCCGACAUGGCGACCAUGUUACAGACCGACGAUGGACAAGAACCGAGAGAAGACAACAUUGAGACCGACAAUACAGGCAAAGCAACUCUGGAGCUGGAAGGGCAGGGUAUCAUGGUGUACGACAGGUCCUCUGGAGGAGAGUCACAUACCAUGUGGAUGUUGCAGCCAGCCCAAGAACCCAUUCGAAUCGAGAUCGCCCUCCCCCGAGCUUUGGUCGAAACUUUGGGUGUGGGUGCAGAGAUCCUGGCAAAGUACCUUACAGAGCUGGCAGAAGCCGGAGCUAAUGACCCCGAGAACCAUCCGCCACCGUUGCCUGUUCUAUGUCGGGUAUGUGAGCGAUCUAUUGUCCCCUGGUGGUUUGAAAAGCACUCGGAUCUGUGCGUCCAAGAACACAAGGCAGAAAUGGACGUGCAGAUGGUGCAAGAAAAUCUCUCUGAGCACAGGCACGCCAUCGUCAAGGUACUGGACGCCUUCGAAUCCCGUCAAGGUCGAACCUCAACUGCUGAAAACACACCUUCUGCUCCGCUGCCCGAGUACAAGGGGAUGCCAAUUGGCCCGUCUCCGACGCCAUCCACCGCCGUCUCUUCCGCUUCAGGGUCCCAUAACCCCAGCCCAGUCAGGUCGCAGAGCCCCUCAACAGCCGGCAUGGGCCAUGUUAGGGCUCGUUCCUUUGUGGUGCGACGGCCUUUGGUUCGAAUCGUUGAGCUGAUUCUCGACCUCUGUGACACGGCCAUGGAGAUCAAUGUUCCUUCCAUCAAGGACAGCAAAAGUGAGGGCGAGGAUGAUUUCAAAUCACAGUCUCCGCAAUCCGAAUCGAGAAUCUCCCAGAUCACCCAGUGGCAGCCACCAAGCAGCUUAGACAACGAGCCCGGCUUGGCGGCGCUGAGCGCCGAUACUGAAAAGCUCGCUCGUGCCAAAGUCGAGGCAGUACAUCGGUAUCAGGACGUCAUCGAAUAUUCGGAACGUAUUCGCCAAGAAUACAUGGCCGAAAUCGAUGCGUGCAUCAACGAGGCUCUCAUCAAAGCAGAGCGCGUUGCGGCUGGAGAGGAGUUAUCUUCAUGCGAAAGUGAAUCUGAGGAGGAGGGCAUUCUACAAGGUAUCUUGGAAAGCCCCGGAGAAGACCUUGAGCCCACGACCAUGCCACAGCCGACACUCGACCAAUCUGAACCCGAAGCUUCGCGGAGUACGUCCUACGUCGGACUCAAAUCCAUGGCUUCCGCGCUCAGGAAUCCGCGGGACAUGCCUCAUAUCAGCAUGGCAGGGGAACCCAGACGGUCCUCAUCCCAGGCAGUCUCUACUGGUUCUAGCAGUCCAAUCGAGUGCCCUACUCCAAAGUCGCACCGGAGUAAUCUGAUUUCUCAGCCGCAACCAGUGUCGAACCGACGUUCUAUGUACGUCGAGGAUGCUAAUGAUAGCGACAGUAGCUUGCCGUCCACCUCUGUCUUAUCCCAUUGGCGAUCCGACUCCCCUGCCUCGGUAUCUGAUCAGGGGCGCCACGCCCAUUCCCAUUCAAGAGACAGGAAGAGACGCAGCAUGCACCUUCAUGGCCUCAACGCGGCCUCACCCAAUCGUCAACAUUCGCCUGGGAGGUACCCACCUCCGCCUCCUUCACCUCUUCGAAUGACCAAAUCUCGGAUUUCCAGCGGCGAAAUGGCCCACUCUCCUGUGGUGUCGCCAUUGUUGACAGCAGGUGAAUAUGUGCAAUCAGCCAAUGCUCCCGUUCUGCAUAGAAGGCAGUCGUCGAUGCAUUCAUCUGAUCUCAAGACACCCUCGUCGCCGAAACUCAAUUCCAUCAGUCAUCCGCAGCAACCUCGAGCUCAGCCGCCCUCGAUCAAAGACUUUGAGGUGAUCAAGCCGAUCAGCAGAGGAGCUUUCGGCAGCGUCUAUCUUGCCAAGAAGAAGAGUACCGGUGAAUACUUCGCAAUCAAAGUGCUACGCAAGUCCGACAUGGUUGCCAAAAACCAGGUUACCAACGUGAAAGCGGAACGCGCAAUCAUGAUGUGGCAAGGCGAGAGUGACUUCGUUGCAAAGUUAUACUGGACUUUUUCGAGCAAGGACUACCUCUACCUGGUCAUGGAGUACCUGAAUGGAGGAGAUUGUGCGUCGCUGGUUAAGAUUCUGGGUGGACUAAGCGAAGACUGGGCGAAGAAGUACAUCGCGGAAGUCGUGCUUGGAGUAGAGCAUUUGCACUCCCGAGGGAUUGUUCACCGUGACUUGAAGCCGGACAAUCUGCUAAUCGAUUCCAAAGGUCACUUGAAGCUCACUGACUUCGGUCUGUCUCGUAUGGGUCUCGUCGGUCGCCAGAAACGUGCCCUAAAACAGCCCGAAGAAGCAGUUCCCGACCUUCUGAAGCACGGCCCUUUUACACAGCCAGGGUCCGGUUCCGGCCCUACAUCUAGAUCGACGUCUUUCGACUAUCAAGGGCCUCACUCUCCGGCACCUACGCCACUUAUGACGCCUGCCUUCACCGGUGGUUUGGACCAACCCUCCUACUUCAGUCUGAAUCGUGAAGGCUCUCUCAGCCGAGAAACAUCCCUGAGGAAUUCAGGCUAUCGCAGUGACAGUGGUAGCGGUUCGAGCUUCGAUCUCCAUCAGCUCUUCAAGAAACUUGGUGUGCAGGAAGACACUGAAUCUCCACCCCAGCUUUUUCCGCGGAAAAUCGAAGAAGAGGCUUACAGCCAAGGUAGUGCUUCACCCGACCUUUUCCCACUGUCACAAUCCAUGAGCAACAUCUCCCAAAUUCCCGCCGCUCCACCUUUGUCAUCUCAGAUCUUGGGACCGCCGCUCUUCGAGCCGGAAGAAAGCGAUCGCCGCUUCGUGGGCACGCCAGAUUACCUGGCUCCCGAAACAAUUAAUGGCGCCGUGCAAGACGAAAUGUGUGAUUGGUGGUCCCUGGGCUGCAUCAUGUUCGAGUUCCUUUACGGCUAUCCGCCAUUCAAUGCAGAGACCCCGGAACAGGUCUUUGACAAUAUCGUCAACCGGAGAAUUGCCUGGCCCGAGGACGACGAAGAGAUUGAAGUCAGCCCAGAAGCCAAGGAUCUCAUCAACAAAUUGAUCCAGCUGGAUCCGACGGAAAGGCUGGGCGCCAACAAGGACGAGAAAUACCCAAGUGGCGGCUGUGAGAUCCAGGCACACCCUUGGUUUGCGGACAUCAACUGGGACACGCUCCUCGAAGAUGAGGCUCAAUUCAUCCCGAAUCCCGAGCACCCAGAAGAUACAGAGUAUUUCGACUCGCGCGGUGCCACCCUUUCAUCCUUUCCUGAGGAGCUGGAGGACCAAAUAUCACCAUCUGGAACCACGCCAAAUGGUUCAGACAUCUCCAGUCGUCCACAUGAUGCUCUUUUCCGUGUCCGGACGCAGGCCAGUUCUGCUAAGCGUGGCCUCAUGCCACUCCAUAUUCCCCCUCAUGUCAUGCGUGAUUCCCGCAGUAGGAGGUUGAGUGAGCCUGUCAUUGCCGACGACUUUGGCAACUUCAAUUUCAAGAAUCUGCCAGUACUGGAGAAAGCCAACAAGGACAUAGUAGAGAAAAUGAGGAGGGAAGCGAUGCAAGCACAAGCUAGAGGCUAUGCUCAAUCGCAGGCCGCACUGUCCGCCGCAAACAGCCCAGCGAUCGGCUCGCCUGGACCGUCGCUAGAAGGCAGUCCGAUGAUGCCUAUGCCUGUGAAGCGCGCGCUCUCUUUGAGCAAAGGUCAUAGACCUGGCUCGCCCUCGAGCUUGGCGACCUCCACCUCAUCACCCAGCCGGCCUUCGCAGCCAUCGUCCCCGCUGUUGGUUCAAUUCUCUACUGCGCAACAUCAUGACCGACGUAAGACGUCUGGGUCAUCGCAAGGAAGCAGUUCUCUCGCCCCGAACAGCUUCUUUGAUAUCCCUCAUGACGCUAUCAAGCAUGGGCAGCAGGGCACUUCUUCUCCCAUCAAACCAGGCCGCCUGCAGUCAGUGUCACCGGCCAAAGCAAUGCCUCCGCCACCACGAUCUGCAACACUCAAUGGGCGGAACAGGUCACAAACCGUUGGUUCGCAGGAGAGUGACGGACAGGGCAUCCAGCGAGAGGCAUUCGUUCCCGGUCAUCACAAGCGCAAAAGCCAAUUACUUGUGCGGGACGUCUCACCUUCAUCGUCGGAUAAUGAGUCGGCCCAAGCUAAGGCGCUGCUGAAAGUGCAGCGCCGCCGGCAAAGCUCGAGAAGACUUUCCCAGAUCAAUUUUCUGGACGGGCCUACAUACCGGCCUUUGGACGUGUUGAUAUGUGAGGACCAUCCAGUGUCGAGACUGGUAAUGGAACGGCUGUUUGAGAAACUGCGAUGUCGCACCAUCACCGCGACUAACGGACCAGAUGCUUUACGCCUAGCUAUCAGCCAGAUUCAAUUUGACAUUAUCUUCAUGGAGUUCAAGUUGCCGCUUAUUAGUGGCGUCGACGUUGCUCGCAUGAUCCGAGAUACGAAGAGCGCCAAUACUGCGACUCCGAUCGUCUGCAUCACCGGUUACCUGAAAGAUCUGCCUGAAGUCCACCAUUUUGAUACGCUCAUGCAGAAGCCUCCAACCACGCAGAAACUGACCGAAAUGCUGGCUAAGUACUGUGCCUGGAAACCGGCUCCUAAGGAUUUCAAAUCCGCCAUGCCUCUGACCAUUCCCCAUCCCAAUACGCGCUUCGACCCGACGACGACCCAAGAUAGCCCAAUUUCUGUGGCGUCAAGCCUUGCGCCAACCAUGCCUGAUUCAUCUUACCGAGGCUCAAGCCGAGGAGACUCCAUUAGCAGUGGCGGGUUCUUCAGUGAUUUGGAUUCUUUGAAGAACGAUGAUAUACCUGUCAUCGUUUCUCGAGCCGCCACGGAAGAGUGGGCAAAGGCUGGCCUGGGCAUUUCAGACGAUAUCGUCAUCAACCAGCGGCCUUACGUCCAAAGCGGGUAUCCCCACCUUGUCCACACAGAAUCUGCACCUCUCUGCGCUUGCGUUGAGGAUAUUGGCGGAUAUGGCCUUCGGACUCCACGGCGUCAGAAGUCGUCCGAGGCUGUCCGUCAGCGACGCGAGCUGUUUGAGAGCAGGAUAGACAGUCCUAGCGCCGCGGCGGAGGAGGGCGACGAUGAAGACGAGGAACUUGGAGACGUUCAGGUUCGAGCUCGAUCACCGAUGGGGAAACCACCGAGACCAUCGUCAAAGCUCGGCAUUGAGAUGAUGCGCACCAACAGCCGUGGCAGUGUCAUAUCUAUGAGUGAGGACCGGGCGACAGAAUCUGAAAGCCUCAGGAAGUCGCUGGAAAUCCUGGAAGAACGUAUGGAGAACCUACGGAUACCCGAGGAACCAAGUGCAGCAGCGUUGACCGAGAUCCAACCACGGAAGAGGCUCGAGAGAACCGUCUCGCAGCACUCACAUCCAGAACAAGGGAGUGUACGUUCUGCAAGUGGCCAGAUUACACCUCCGGUCAUCUUUCCUCAGGUGCCAGGAACAACUGUCGCGGAUAUCGAGAUGCUGACGCCGGUGGCUACCAAGACGAUCAAUGCCGAAGAGGAGCAGACUCCAAAGCCUCAGGGAAGUCCAUCAGGACCACAGACGACACAAUCUCGGCGCCGAAUGUGA